Molecule: messenger RNA, 504 nt
Organism: Acanthoscelides obtectus
Lineage: Eukaryota; Metazoa; Arthropoda; Insecta; Coleoptera; Chrysomelidae
Source: the annotation of a GenBank genome assembly
AUGGACCAGAGGGUCAUUCGUGGGCUUCCGAGAGAGAUGUCAGUCAAUGACAUCAAAGAGGAUCUGGUGAGCCAAGGCAUCGCAGACGCCGUGGUUCAGCAGCUGACCUCAAGGACCACAAAGAAGCCACUUCCGCUCUUCCUCGUCAAGACGAAGAUGCCGGAAAAGCUUGCAGAGAUCCAGAGGCUGGCCAUGCUCACGGUCAGCUUCGAGAGGAAGAAAAAGUCUUCCGAGCCCAGCCAGUGCUACCGCUGCCAGCGGUACGGGCACACACAGCGGAACUGCCGUCUCGCUGAACGGUGCGUUAAGUGUGGAGAGGACCACAACAGCACCAGCUGCAGUCUGCCAGCGCCGCCAACAGGGCAACGAAACGCCAAGUGUUGCCUCUGUGGAGAAGGCCACCCCGCCAACUACAAGGGAUGUAGUAAGGCGCCGAAGAAAGCUGCUUCUGCCCCCCCAAAGCAGUCCCCACCACAAAUAGGACUUCUUACGCCCAAAAAGUGA